Molecule: messenger RNA, 1453 nt
Organism: Solea senegalensis (Senegalese sole)
Lineage: Eukaryota; Metazoa; Chordata; Actinopteri; Pleuronectiformes; Soleidae
Gene: ube2j1
Product: ubiquitin-conjugating enzyme E2, J1
Exons: 8
Coding region: 315-1295 (326 amino acids)
Source: RefSeq, a predicted model, not a curated record
UACUUCCUGUUUACGUUCCCACAAAUGACGUCACGUGGUUAACGUUUAGCAAAUAGUUUCAAAACCGAAACAAUACAUAACUUGAGAGCACCACUGUGUUUUUGAUACGGCUGCGUCAUAUAGACUUUGUUGUAUCUUGCGCCGGAGAGAGUGGAAGAAGUGCGGUUUCACCUGUCCUGCUCCGUAGUUAAGGACCUGAAGAAAGCUAGCCGGGGUGCUAAAGUGAAGCUAUAGCUGUCAGCUUGCUAGCGAGUUAGCUAAAGAAAACCAUCAGCACUUCAGCAUCUUACUGAGUCCUCACCGUCUGUGUCAGCAUGGAGAACAAAUAUAAUCUCAAGAGUCCAGCGGUGAAGAGGCUGAUGAAAGAGGCUGCGGAACUGAGGGAUCCCACAGAGCACUACCACGCCCAGCCACUGGAAGAUAACCUAUUUGAAUGGCACUUUUCCGUACGCGGGCCUCCCGAUUCCGAUUUCGACGGAGGCGUGUACCACGGCAGGAUCGUUCUGCCCCCGGAAUAUCCCAUGAAGCCCCCCAGCAUCAUCCUCCUCACACCAAAUGGAAGAUUCGAAGUUGGGAAGAAGAUUUGUCUGAGCAUCUCUGGCCACCAUCCAGAGACCUGGCAGCCGUCCUGGAGCAUUCGGACUGCCCUAAUAGCUAUAAUCGGAUUCAUGCCAACAAAAGGAGAGGGCGCCAUAGGAUCUCUUGAUUAUACCCCAGAAGAAAGGAGGACCCUGGCCAAAAAGUCCCAGGACUUCUGCUGUGAGGCGUGUGGCUGCUCCAUGCGCACUGCCCUCCAGGACCUGACCCCCAACAGCCAACCCAGCGCAGAGGACUACAAGGCCAAAGAACUGGCUCAGCAAAUUAACUUUAAGGCAGAGUCCACUUCAUCCAGACAGGCUAGUGAGAGUGGAGGUGCUGAAAGCAAGCCUCCCACACUCACAGAGGAAAACGCCUCCUCGUCUGCCGGACAGGAAGCUGUUGACUGGCCUCAGGCUGAACAGCCGGAAGCGUCUCCAUCCGCUCGAAUAGAAGAAUCACAGCCCAACGCUGCCCCCGGCACCGGACGCCCUCUCAGUCCGCGACAGCGACGCAGCCAGCAGCACAACCAUCAGGGACAGAGAGAGAUCAGAGAUGCAGCCAGCAGGCCGACCUUCGCCGCUGCCCCUCGUCAGCCUCAGGAGGGAAGCCACGCGGGCUCAGCCGUCCUCAUCGUCGUGCUCACCUUGGCACUAGCCGCUCUCAUCUUCCGCAGGAUCUACCUGGCUCAAGAGUACAAGUUUGACUAUGACCUGUGACCACACACACACACACACACACACACGCACACACUAGGCCAGCCCACCUCCUCCUCCCCCUCCUCCUCCUCCUCACUCCCUGAUCAGCCUCUCCUGACCCUCAUCCCAAGUGAACUCCGACCAGCUGAAGUGGAAGCAGAGCUGAGGCAGUGGCUGAC